GCUGAUUUUGCAAUUCGGCUUGUACGCAUGCUAAGCUAAUUCUGAAAAACACUUCCCCGUGCACGUGAACGAGUGUGUGUAUCAAUGGAGAGCACGAAUGCAAAAUACGUGUCUCAGAAAAUCAGUAAAACCCGGUGGAGGCCAGUUUCAUCGUCUUCUUUACAACAACCAGAAGUCUUUGCUACUGGAUCAUGGGACAACGAGGAGAACAAGGUUUCCCUUUGGUCCAUAGGAGAUUAUGGGAUCGCUGGCAUGGAAGCGGAAUUUGAAGGAGAACCUCAGUUGUUAUGUGAACACAAGCAUGAUGGGGAUGUGCUGGAUCUUCAGUUUUUGGAUCAAGACAGAAUUGUCACAGCAUCAUCAACCGGAGCAGUGACCAUCUACCACCAUCACCAAAACAACGAGACAAUCUCGGUUUCCCAGUGUUGGGCGAGGGCACAUCGCUACCCUUCUGACAAUGCCCCCUGCACAGGAGUUGUGUGUAACAGUCCUGAGGUUGUCUCAGUUGGAGAAGAUGGGAGGAUAGUCCUAUUCAGAGCUGACCAAGAGGGAGUCGUCCGUGUCAUAGAAAAUGCUGAUAGCAGCACCAUUCAUGCUGCGGCUUUCCUGAGGACCACAGAGAUUUUGACAGUGAACUCCAUCGGUCAGCUCAAGCUGUGGGAUUUCAGACAACAGAGCAAUACACCAUCGCAGAUUUUUUCCUCGAGUGGCGAAAGAGUCCCUCUGCACUGUGUGGCCACCCACCCCAACCAGCAGCACGUGGUGGUGACGGGAGGGCAGGAUGGCAUGCUGUCUGUCUGGGACGUCAGACAAGGCAGCACACUUUUCUCAGUAAUGGAGGCGCACUCUGCUGAGAUGUGGGAGGUCCACUUUCACCCAACCAACCCAGACCACCUGUUCACAUGUUCAGAGGAUGGCUCGUUGCUGCACUGGGAGUCGUCUUCACAUUCAGACCUGUCCUCCUUCCUACAAGGUGGCAGGAACAGCAGCAUCAUGUCUCGCAGCGCCGUGGCCCCGGCUGGUGGGAAUCGGCCCCUCGUCAGCGCCUGGCUCAGCGGAGACUCCAGUAAAGGCAACCUGGAGACGACUCAUAUGCUCCCCAGCCACACGUUGUCUGUGAACAGCUUGGACGUGCUGGGACAGUGCCUUGUCUGUGGCACGGAUGGAGAGGCUAUUUUCGUUAACAGACAAGUCCCUGUUUAGAAAACAUGUAAAUAUGCAAUGAAAAUACACCCAAUACUUGUUGAAAUACAGGUGCUGGAAACACACAGAUUUGCUCUUCAUCACAGUUGUAGCAGCAGAAAUGUUGUGUAACAUCUGAAGUGAAGUGGGACUAUGAUGUUCCGUUAUAUGCAGAUGAAAUGGACUUUUAUUUCAUGUUUGUUUAUAGUAUAACUUCAUGCACAUUUUACUUGCAUAUUUAGUUGCGGUGCAAGUCGUGGGCCAUGUCUGACCUUCGGAUGUGACUGAAUGUUGCUAUGGUGACUUGUCAGAAGGUUAAUCACUCAGCUCUUUAGAACUGCGGGUGAAAACAUUUAAAAAAUGUCCAUUUACAUCCUCGUUUUGAAAUAAUAAAAAAAAACUCAUCAGAAAAGUACCAUAAGCCAGUGAAGCAUUCUGUGAUAGUCAACUGCUCAAGAUUGUUCACACUUUUUAAUCUUUCUGUCCAGUGCGACAGUAUUUUGGGCACUUUUCGUCUCCUUGUUUUCCCUCGCCUCAGCCACAGGGAUGCCCAAAGCGUUGUGUUAAUGGGGAUGCCCCUCAGUAAAUACAUUUUAAGGGGAAUAGAUGAAGCAUUUGCGCAC
Messenger RNA from Lampris incognitus (smalleye Pacific opah), 1805 nucleotides. RefSeq names its product nucleoporin 43 (gene nup43). The coding region runs from base 85 to 1203 and encodes 372 amino acids. Lineage: Eukaryota; Metazoa; Chordata; Actinopteri; Lampriformes; Lampridae. Gene Ontology annotation, cellular component: nuclear pore outer ring. Gene Ontology annotation, molecular function: protein binding. The record is from RefSeq and is a predicted model, not a curated record. The transcript is spliced from 8 exons.